Molecule: messenger RNA, 1034 nt
Organism: Thermothielavioides terrestris NRRL 8126
Lineage: Eukaryota; Fungi; Ascomycota; Sordariomycetes; Sordariales; Chaetomiaceae
Exons: 2
Coding region: 1-1014 (337 amino acids)
Source: RefSeq, a predicted model, not a curated record
AUGACAGCAAAGUUCGUCACCGUCGACGAGGAAUUCCUCAACAUCCUCGGGCCGCACCCAACCCUCGAGCUGCUCUUGGAAAACGACCGCUAUCCCUUCGCGCACGAAGCCGGCGUCUACAUACCGUCCACGGACGAGCUGUUCAUCACCAGUAACCGGCUCUGCGACCCCGGGUCCCCAAAGGAAAAGCAGCGGGUUCAGAUCUCCAAGGUUGUUCUCAACCGCAAGGACGGUUCUCCUCCGAAAUGCAAGCAGAUAGAGCUAGACUCCAGCGCCAUCCCCAUGGGCAACGGCGGCGUCAACUACUCGAACGAUGAACAGGUUCUCUUCUGCGCCCAGGGCUCAACCCAGCUCCCCAGCGGGCUGUACGCGAUGGACGUGCGCCCCCCUCACGCCGUGACGCCCAUCCUCACGGAUUUCAUGGGCCGGCCCUUCAACUCGGUCAACGACGUGGCGAUCCACAGCGACGGGUCGAUAUGGUUCACCGAUCCGCCGUACGGGUUCGAGCAAGGCUACAGGACCCGGCCGAGACUGCCGAGCCAGGUGUAUCGCUAUGACCCUAACAGGAAGAGUCUGAGGGCCAUGGCGGACGGGUUCGGUCAUCCGAAUGGGAUCUGUUUCUCCCCCGAUGAGCGGACGGUUUAUAUCACGGACACAGACUGGUUGCAUGGGGGAGGGGGCACGGAUGAUACCAAGGCUUCUACCAUAUAUGCAUUCGACAUCGCCAUGUACCACGGUCAGCCGUUUCUGACAAAUCGCCGCCUGUUCGCCAUGGCAGACACGGGGAUACCCGACGGCAUCAAGUGUGACACUGAUGGAAACGUGUACAGUGGGUGCGGCGACGGUGUGAAUGUGUGGUCGCCGGGAGGGAUCCUGCUGGGUCGCAUUGUCGUUGAGGGCGGAGUAGCAAACUUCUGCUUUGGCCGUGGCGGGGAGAUGUUCAUCCUGAAGGAGCACCGGCUGUGGAGGGCGCAGUUGGGCGGGCAUGUUAGGGGGGCAUUGCUGGGAAUCUAAUACAUAAUACCUACCUAUGU